CAUUCCCCAUCCUUCACGCCCUCAGGCCAGGGCCGGAUACUCAAGAAGGUGGCGUCUACACCGAUUGCUUCCGCUGAUUCUCCUCCAUCCCCAAUCGCCGAUCCUCCUCAUACCCCUCACGGCAGCGAUGUCAGCCAAACGCUUUCCUCGCCGUUGCAUCCGCGAGUAGCAGUCAUUCUGGGAGUCGACCGCAGAUGGCAUAUUCCACUAUUGGUAUGCCGGGCUCUAAGCACGCUGCCCGCAGCCUGGUGGGGACUCCGAUGCGCCUUCACCUUCUUGGCUGAACUGCUUCACAUUCAGUCCGGAAUGGGCCGUGAGGGCUGGGCUGCUGCGAUCGUGGGGAGUGUCGGGCAGGAUUGGGACGUUGAAAGAAGAUUUCGAGUCACAGAAGUUGCGUUGGCUAUCAUGUGGUGCUGUGCAUCCGCCUACCUUUCUUAUUUCUUCGCUGAUUGUAUGAUGUCCCGAUGGUACGUGAUUGUCAAGUCUCAACACCGAAGGGUCUUCGCUGCUCUCCUCUUCGCGAAGCCGUCGCUUUUGAACUACACUCCGCCCGCUGUCGUGAUCCGGCUUUUGACAACGAAUGGCCUCAUUGCAUAUAUCACAUCAUGGGUUCUCUAUUUGUCUGGCGCAUCGUCCGAUCCUCGGCUUCUUCUUCCCGCCUGGAUUUCCAUCACCACUACUCUGACUUUCGUUUACCAUGCCACACAAAACCACGCCAAAAUCAAACGAGAAACAGCAGCGUCCUUACUGGUCGUCUCCGCCGCCAGUUUUCUCAGCAUGUCUUCGCUCCUUCUUCAAUUGCACCUUACUCGGGAGAACGAACCCGAGGUUCCUGUCUUCGUGAUCACUCGCAAACUUUGGGACUGGGCUGUGACCAUCUUUUUGCGCAUGCGCGUCGCAGAUGGUCGAGCCACUGGCGAGUUGUAA
Messenger RNA from Penicillium diatomitis, 927 nucleotides. RefSeq lists its product as uncharacterized. The annotation marks the transcript as partial. Lineage: Eukaryota; Fungi; Ascomycota; Eurotiomycetes; Eurotiales; Aspergillaceae. The record is from RefSeq and is a predicted model, not a curated record. Gene Ontology annotation, cellular component: endoplasmic reticulum membrane. The transcript is spliced from 4 exons. Gene Ontology annotation, biological process: cellular response to oxidative stress; protein N-linked glycosylation.